Molecule: messenger RNA, 2989 nt
Organism: Piliocolobus tephrosceles (Ugandan red Colobus)
Lineage: Eukaryota; Metazoa; Chordata; Mammalia; Primates; Cercopithecidae
Product: tubby-related protein 4-like
Exons: 4
Coding region: 2120-2521 (133 amino acids)
Molecular function (GO): protein binding
Source: RefSeq, a predicted model, not a curated record
AGGCUGGAAUACCGUGGUGCGAUCUUGGCUCACCACAACCUCUGCCUUCCAGUUUCAAGCGAUUCUCCUGCCUCAGCCUUCCGAGUAGCUGGGAUUACCAGUGCCCACCACCAUGCUCGGAUUUGUAAGACUCCAGGGCCUUCCAGCCGUGAAUAAUCUGAUGGUUCCUGAAAUGACUGGGGAAACAGACGCUUCGUAUGGCAGUUGAAGAGUGUGUGUCUAUGUGCAUUUAAAACCUUCUUUCUGUACUUACACAUUCACACGGGAAGACAGGCUCAUUCUUGUGCACACUUGAGAGUUUUACAACUGAUGAAAAUUAAUUUAAGAAUCAGAUGGAGCAACUUGACACCACUGGGCUCAGGAGCCCGGGGAGAAAAAUACAUCACUAAUGGCCAAUUUUCCAUAUGGUCUGCACGGGUAAAGAAAGUCUGCAAAAAGAAGAAAAAAAAAUUUGCACAGAUUAAGCCACAAAAAUACCUUCCAGUUUAAAGAAGGAGCUAAGUGCGAAGGUGACUGAGAAAGAAGGGUGACUGAGAAAGAAGUGUGACUUCAAACAUUGCAGCGGCUCACACAGUGCUUGUUGCACUUUAUUUUUCAGUGGGUUUGGUGAUUUGGAUGGAUUAAAAUUCUGGACUGAAAAGUAACUCCUACUGUGGUUAUGGCUAGAGGAAAGCAAGUUCAAGUAUGAUGGGACAAGUUUGAAUAAUGAACUGAUUCCUUUGCCUAUUUUAAUUAACUGUAUUUGAGAAAUUUUAAUUUAUUAUUUCCCCCUUUCUUUUCCUGCAUCUAUAGGAUAAUAUUGUAAAAUAGCAGUUGAAACCAAUAUUUACAAAAUAAAUAUCAAGGAAAAUCCAAGCAAAGCUUUCUUUUUUUGGACAAGCGGUGUGGUGUUUGGAGACAGUCUCUGAAUGUGAACAGGAAAGCACCCAUCAGCAAAACACGAUCACUCUCUAGGGAGACAGUUGAGGGAAUCUGACUCUGGCUUCUGCUUUUGUUUUAAGGGAUUAUCUUCCCUGUCAAAUCCAAGAAUACUUGCGUAUGAGAAGAUUAUCUGAUAGACUUAAUUCUAAGAUUAGCUUUUUUCAUCAAGAUGGAAAAAGAUCUUUAGGAGCAGAAAAGGGGAGGAGCAGAAAAGGGGAGUGCUAACUGGGGGAGCGAGAAGGGAGACGAGCAAAAGAAACAAAAUAUUGUAGCGUGGCUCUGUUUUGUCAGCAAGAGGAUUUAAGACUCACCCAAGGCAAACACUGGGACCACUGUAAGAGCACUGGAACCUUCUGCCUCUUGAGUGAAGGGGCCGCCUUUCUAGCCUCUAUGGCACUGAGGGGUGUGCCGGCUGGUGGAGGAGUAGUCCGAUGGAGCCCUGCGUUCCCCAGGGACACAGGGCUAAGCUUUGAGGUGGAAAGUUUCUGGUUCUGAAACAACGGGGAGAGAGUCUGUUUUUCUUCCUAAAAUUUGGACUCUUGUCUGCACAAACUCUGGUCUGUUUUGCACGGUUUGUGUGCCUUUUUUUCCCUUUAUGCAAUCUUUUUCAGCUUUAGCAGCAGAAAUUUGUCUAGUUCAGAAAACAUGCUAGAGGGUGGCUUCAGAAGGAAGAUGAUCCUGUGUGUUCUGUCUCUGCAUCCGAACUUUUGAAGAGAAAAAUUCGAGCUAGAGGGAUUCUUAAAGCCUUAAGUUACUUGAAAUCUAUGUAUUUGCAACCCGUCGUCUCUGGAAUCAUUACACUAAACUGGAAUCUCAGUCUGAAUGAGAAUAACCAAGUGGAGUAAAAAGAAGAAAACCGUUUCUUGUUCACCACUUAAUUAAUGAUGCUCUUUCUCCAAAGGAUCAGCACGUUCUUCCUCUGAGAACUUGAAAAUAAAAAUGGACCCCAUGUUUUUUUAAGCAUUACCUUUUCUUAGAAGACUGCCAUCAUCUUUUAUAGAGGAAUUUUUUCACUAUGCAUUCGGUGGAUCUUUAUAAAAUACUGACCUUCUAAUUAGAUUCAGGUCAGUCUUAAUUAAAGGGGGAAAAACUCAACACAAACCAACCACAAAAAAACAAAUACACCAAUGAAAGAAAUUGGUUUAAAUUUCACAGCAUUAGCAUUACUUUUUAAGUAAAACAAUUCAUUGAAGAAAGUAUGUAUGCAGCGGUGGAACAUGGGCCUGUGCUUUGCAGUGACUCCAACAUCCUGUGCCUGUCCUGGAAGGGGCGUGUCCCCAAGAGUGAGAAGGAGAAGCCUGUGUGCAGGAGGCGCUACUACGAGGAGGGCUGGCUGGCCACGGGCAAUGGGCGAGGAGUGGUUGGGGUGACUUUCACCUCUAGCCACUGUCGCAGGGACAGGAGUACUCCACAGAGGAUAAAUUUCAACCUCCGGGGCCACAAUAGCGAGGUUGUGCUGGUGAGGUGGAAUGAGCCCUACCAGAAACUGGCCACGUGUGAUGCGGACGGAGGCAUAUUCGUGUGGAUUCAGUACGAGGGCAGGUGGUCUGUGGAGCUGGUCAACGACCGCGGGGCUCAGUCUCCAGAAACCCUGUUCUGAAAAUAUCGUUAUUCUCAGUUAAUAGAAGAGAAGAAUCCAGGUCGGGAGUUCAGUAACUUGUCCAAGGAAAUUCAUGGGUGGUAAGCCAGAAUUCAAACCCUAGUUUGUUUGAGUCUGUAAUGCCUCACCACAUUAUCAUGCUCCCAAACAAGAAAGGAUUUUUUCUUUUGUCAGAAAUGCGUGUAUUCGUAGCGUGGUUACAUGCUGCAUAAUGACGUUUCGGUUAACAUAGACUGCAUAUACAGUGGUGAUCUCAUAAGGUUAUAAUGGAGCUGAAAAAUUUCUGUCACCUAGUGACAUUACAGCACAACACAUUCCUCAUGUGUUUGUGGCAUUAGUGGUGUGAACAAACCUACUGUGAUGCCAGUUGUAUAAAAGUAUAGCACACGCCAUUAGUAUAGUCCAUAAUGCUUGAUACUAGCAAAUGACUAUGUUACUGGUAUUUACUGUACUUUUUAUUAUUUUAGA